Solenopsis invicta (red fire ant) is the source of this 2037-nucleotide messenger RNA. RefSeq lists its product as uncharacterized. Bases 1 to 2037 code for a protein of 678 amino acids. Lineage: Eukaryota; Metazoa; Arthropoda; Insecta; Hymenoptera; Formicidae. The transcript has a single exon. Gene Ontology annotation, molecular function: nucleic acid binding; zinc ion binding. The record is from RefSeq and is a predicted model, not a curated record.
AUGACGGAAGUUCCACCAGAGCUUUUGCAGGCAUUAACGAAUAUGCUAACUAGCGCAUUGCAAACGUCGGCAGCGAAUAUAACAGCCGGCACUUCCACAAAUCUCUCGGGAUCGACAGGUCAGGCGAAGAUACCGACAUUUUCCAUGACCGAGUAUCGCUCUUCGGAAGAUACCACCGUAGAGGACUACUUCAAGCGCUUUAAAUGGGCUCUGCAGUUAAGUAAAAUCCCAGAUGAUUUAUAUUCUAAUUACGCACGUGUUCAUAUGGGCACGGAACUAAAUAAUGCGUUAAAAUUUCUGAUUUGUCCACGGCAACCCGAAGAUUUAACAUACGAGGAAAUUAAAACAACGCUUAUCAAUCACUAUGACCGCGCAAAGAAUAAGUAUGCCGAAAGCAUUAAAUUCCGACACAUAGUACAACAAAAAGGCGAAACAGUCGCUAAUUUCGUUCUACGUCUGAAACAGGGCGCCGCUCACUGCGAAUAUGGUACAUUUUUAGAUAGAAUGCUGAUCGAACAAAUGCUACAUGGUCUUGAAUCCAGAGAGAUGUGUGACGAAAUCAUUGCGAAGAAGCCAACUACAUUCACAGAAGCGUACGAGGUCGCUAACGCGUUGGAAGCAGCACGUUGCACGGCGGACGAAGUCAAGAAAACAGGAUCUACAGCCACAUCAGAGCAGACAAAUAAAAUAGGUUAUACGCCAAAUAGAACGAAACAAGGCAAAAAGUUUGCUCGACAUAGAUCACAAUCUCGUGAGCAGAGACAGCAACAAAACACGUAUGAUAAGACACAAAAAAGCACACGUUACAAUAACAAUUAUUCAGCGUGCAGAGGAUGUGGAGGACAGCAUUUACGUAACCAAUGUCCAUUCCGCGAGGCAGCAUGUCAUCAAUGCAGUAAAAAAGGUCACAUUGCGAAGGUUUGCCGAUCGAAGACUGUAGCACAAUCCACUGCGCUAGUACCGACAACAGCAACACAAGUUGCAGAGCAACCAGCUGAACAAGUCGACAGACUACAUCAGUUAAGUAAGGUAUGCGAAGUCAACGAAAUUAAUCCACUGAGUAAGUUAAUGCUAGACGUGGAAAUCGAUGGUCAUAUUAUUCAAAUGGAACUCGAUUCCGGAGCACCUUGCAGUAUUAUCAGUAAAAAAGCAUUACAAUCAAUCAAACCGAAGUUUACGCUACAAAAUACAGACAGACAAUUUGUAAGUUACACAGGUCAUUAUAUCAAAUGUAUUGGUUCAAUUCCGGUUAAUGUUACAAUGGGCUCCACUACAAAGAAAUUAAAUCUUUAUGUCGUUGAUGGCCAGUUGGAUACACUAUUUGGACGUGAAUGGAUUUCUCACUUUACAAAGGAAAUUAACUUUACUAAACUAUUUUCGAGUAAAAUCCAUGCAUUAACUACUGCAUCUCCGCAAUUGUCUCCAAAUCAGAAGGAGCAAUUAGACCAAUUACUUUAUCGCUACAAAGAUAUUUUUAGUGAUGUCGCCGGAACGCUUAAAGGUCCACCGGCCACAGUACAUUUCAAACCAAAUACGGCACCGGUAUUUACUCGUGCACGUGAAGUGCCAUUAGUCUUACGCAACGCUUAUGCAGAGGCAAUAGAAGAAAAGAUUGCAGCGGGAUUCUACGAGAGAGUUGAACAUUCUGAAUGGGCAUCGUCAACGCAUAUUGUGGCAAAAAAGAACGGGAAGCUACGCAUCACCGGAAACUACAAACCAACUCUGAAUCCGCGCAUGAUUAUCGAUGAACAUCCGAUUCCAAAGGUUGAACAUCUUUUUAGCAAGAUGAAGAAUGCGAAGAUCUUUUGUCGUCUAGACAUUACUGACGCAUACACGCAUCUACCAGUCAACGAGAAAUUUAGGCAAGCACUGACACUCAACACGCCUACUCACGGGCUAAUCCGUCCUAAAAGAGCAGUCUACGGAGCAGCUAAUAUACCUGCAAUUUGGCAACGUCGGAUGGAGGCAGUGUUCCAGGGCAUUCCGAAUGUACUCACUUUCUACGACGACAUCUUGCAGACAGUUUCGACAACCUGA